AACCAGUCGUAAACUGGUACUCCUAGUAACUGGUAUUCCACCGACAUUAAUCCCGCCGACGGCAGAACUAAAAUCUUCCUCCCCUCGCCUCCCAACGUUGCUCAUUCACUUUUCACUCACAAAAUUUCUCAAACCAGAGAACUCGGAAAAUGAAGUACGCCUCAUCCAGAAACAAACCAGCGUCACCUCUUACACUACUCUUCUUCUGCGCAACUUUCGCCGCCACUGGUUUGCUCAUUCUCACACUAAGAUCCGUCGAUCCGUCGUCUCCCCCUGCUCCACCUCAUUUCCCUACUCCAUUCCUUGUUCGGAAUUCAAGCUCUCCUUCUACUUCUACUUCUACUCGACAUGACGCCGUUUCCGCAGAUGCUCCCGAGAAACCACCCAAAUCUUGCGCUACGGUGGAAGAAAUGGGCAAAGUUUUCAAAGGUGGUUUCUUGGAGCAGAGUCUCAGGGUUCGGAGGAUUAUUCAACAUCACUUUGCUGUAAAUGGAGCCUCAACCGUCCGUGAGCUGCCCCCUCAGCAGUUCUGCAAGCAAGGUUUUGUGUUAGGAAAAUCAUCAGAAGCUGGAUUUGGGAAUGAGAUGUACAAGUUGUUAACUGGUGCAGCGUUAAGCGUAAUGUUGAAUCGGUCCUUGAUCAUCGGGCAAACCAGGCAUAUUGGGGUAAAUAUCCAUUUGGGGACUACAUUUCUUAUUCCAACCUCACGUUUACCUUGAAAGAGGUCAAGCAUCUUUGGAGAAAAAAUGGUUGUGUAAACAAGUAUAAAAGGCAUUUGGUAAUGAGGAUUGAUGAUUUUGAGAAGCCAGCAAAGACAAAUGCCCUCUGUAGCAAUUGGAGAAAGUGGAAACAACCUAUUAUAUGGUUUCAGGGUACUACAGAUGCUAUAGGAGCUCAAUUUUUCUUGAAGAAUGUACACUCUGGGAUGAGGAAGGUUGCUUCUGAGUUAUUUGGCAAGCCAGAGUCCCUACAAUCUCGACCUAAUGUAUUUGGGGAACUGAUGAGAGUGCUUAUAUCCCCUUCUAAAGAUGUUGAGCAAGCAGUCAAUUGGGUUCUUGACGGUGUUGGGGAGCCAGAUAUUACCUUGCACAUGCGGAUGCUUAUGAAUAGAUCUGUAAGAGCUGUACGAGCCGCAUCAAACUGCAUCAGAAAAGCCACACGUAACUUACAGCUAAGGUCAAAACCCAGGCUGGUUGUAGUGUCUGAUACCCCCUCUCUUGUGAAAAGCAUAAAGCCAGAUAUAGGUGGAUUUGCUGAGGUUCUCCAUUUUGAUUAUAAAGCUUACAGAGGUAAUGUCUCUCAUGAAACUAAUGGGCUUCCAAGCUUGGAUUUUAGAGUGAAAGAUUGGGGUCCAGCACCUAGAUGGGUUGCUUUUGUGGACUUCUUUCUUGCCUCUCGUGCAAAACAUGCUGUUGUUUCUGGAGCCCAGAGACGUGUUGGGACUACCUAUGCUCAGUUAGUUGCAGCACUGGCUGCAGCAAAUAGCAUUGGAGAAAAGUCAUCCAAUUCAAAAUUUGCAUUCUUUAGCAGCUUCCAGAGCAAUUUGUUGGCAGAAGGCUUAAAGCUUCAGGUGGGUUGGGGUCAUGUAUGGAACAGAUUUGCUGGACCAUUGAGUUGUCGAGGGCAGUCAAAUCAGUGUGCUUUCACAGCUGUUCUUCCUCCAGCUUGGUGGGAUGGUCUUUGGCAGUCUCCCUUGCCACGCGACAUCCGCAGGUUGGAACAAUAUGGUAUUCGGCUUUCAGGUUUUGGCACAAUUGAUGAAAAUCAGCUCCGUUCUCAUUGUACUGCUAGGAAAACCACGGUUAGAACCGUCACAUUCAUAUAAAUUUAGUAGCUAGUGCCUUAAUUCAAUUCAUAGAAUGCAUUCUUUAGGUACUAGGUUACGUCCAUGUGGGAAAUCUCCCCCUGUUCUAGCAUGCAUUUCCUUGGUCAUUUUACUCUUUAUUUGAAAAAUAGCUCAAGGAUACUUUUUGGGCGUGGUAUGCUUCAUGCAUUUUUGAAUCUUCUAAUGAAGAGUAAUGAUAGGA
Messenger RNA from Rubroshorea leprosula, 2027 nucleotides. Lineage: Eukaryota; Viridiplantae; Streptophyta; Magnoliopsida; Malvales; Dipterocarpaceae. The record is from the annotation of a GenBank genome assembly.